AUGGCGGCUCUUUAGGAGAAACGAAACGGGGAACCGGGCUCACAUUCUCUGCGUCAAACACCCGUAAACAAACCCUCCGAACCGGGGGGUGAAAACUGCGCCCGCCGAAACCCGCUGAGACGCAUCUGCAGGGACGCAUUUGGAGGCUAAAAACCCUGCAAAAAUAGGAGUAAUUAUUCCACCAUGAGAGGGAAAAGAGGCAGGCCGCCCAAACCUCUCCAAGCAGAGGAUUCUUCCCCGGCUGCAACGCGAGGUUUGCGGCCGCGGAGGAACAUAAAGCCUCGGGUGAGAGGAGACAACCACAGCGGGGAUGAGGAGGCAGAGAGCCCCGCAAGAGAGAGCCCUAAGAGGCGGAGAGGAGGGGGUAGGUCGGGGACGACAACACGGGGCCGGGGAAGAGGUGGCAGAAGUCGGGGCCGAGGAGGGAGGCGAACCCCGGUCUGCAAAACCGUGGUGUACGACGACCAUGAGAGUGAUGAAGACGACGAUGCUGUGAGUCUGAGAUCCGAAGAGGAGGAGGUGGAGGAGCCCCAGUCUGAGGAAGAUGAGGCCCUGAAAGACGAGUCUGACUGCCUGGAGGAGGAAGAUGAAGAGGAGGAUGGUGGAAGUUUCUGCACGGAAAGUAGCUUCAGGAGUCAGAGCACACAUGCAAGCACUCCGGGGAAGAGAAAAGUCCGGCCUCGACCUCGCACCCCUAUCCUGGAGGAGAAGGAGAUCCCUCUUCUCAAGCUUCCCGACUCCUCCGAGGAUCUCCUGGUUCCCUGCGCUGAACUUCUCAACGCCACCUCCAUCUACGAGGUGCUACGUAACUUCAGCACGGUGCUGCGUCUCUCCCCGUUUCGCUUCGAGGACUUCUGUGCGGCGCUGGUGGGUCAGGAGCAGUGCACUUUAAUCGCAGAGACUCAUAUCGCCCUCUUGAAGGUCAUCCUACGUGAAGAAGACACCUCCAAUACCACGUUUGGCCCGGCUGACCUCAAAGACAGCACAAACUCCACCCUGUAUUUUAUCGACGGCAUGACGUGGCCGGAGGUUCUGCGGGCGUACUGCGAGAGCGACCGGGAGUACCAUCACGUGCUGCCCUAUCAGGAAGUGGAUGAGUAUCCUUAUGGUCCGCUUGAGAGUAAAGUCAAGGUGUUGCAGUUCUUGGUGGAUCAGUUUCUGACCACCAACAUCGCCCGCGAGGAGCUGAUGUCCGACGGCAGCAUGCUGUACGACGACCACUGCAGAGUGUGUCACCGGCUCGGGGACCUGCUGUGCUGCGAGACCUGCUCAGCCGUCUACCACCUGGAGUGUGUGAAACCCCCGCUGGUGGAGGUACCGGAGGACGAGUGGCAGUGCGAGAUCUGCGUCGCUCAUAAAGUGCCGGGGGUCACCGACAGCGUGACGGAGGCGCAGAAGAACCGACCGUAUAUCAGACAGGAGCCCAUCGGAUAUGACCGCCACCAGAGGAAGUACUGGUUCCUGAACAGGAGGAUUGUUGUUGAGGAGGACGGGGAGCAUGAGAAGAAGAGGAUCUGGUACUACAGCAGCAGGAAGCAGCUGGAGGACCUGAUGGAGAGCCUGGACCAGCAGUACUGGGAGGUCGAGCUCCACGCCACCCUGGAGGAGAUGAAGGAGGAGGUCCACGCUCACAUGGACAUCACAGAGGACCUCACCAACAAAGCCCGCGGGAACAACAAAGCCUACCUCACCGCUGUCAACGACGUGAUCACGGAGCGUCUGAAGAUCCGGCAGGAAGCUCAGGAGGCGAAGACGCGAGCGGAGGAAGCAAAGCAGGAAGCAGAGAGGGGGUCCUCAAUGACGACGGAGCAGACAGCUGACGUCUCCUCGCAGCUCGACCACAGAGAGCACAAAGACUCUGAAGCUGCAGAGGAGAGCAGCGUCUCUGUAUCUAACCCCGGAGCUAACCCCGGAGCUGAGGGGACGCAGCCUGCUAACAGCACGAGUCAGGAGGAAGGGGAACCCUCUUCACUUGCGAAGCAGGAGGGAACAGGUGAGGAUGCUAAAGCCGAGUCUAGUAAAGAAGAUCCUCACCAGCCGCUGCAGCAGUCGUCUGAACCCGAGGCGAGCGGCGGCGGACAUGUUUCCAGCCUCAGGAAACCGGAGCAGCCGGACCUGGCUGAUCGCACCUCCAGGUCCUCGUUCACCAGCCAGGACGGGACGGACGAGUACAACGGCAAGGUGAACAGCAGUGUGGGGAAACCAGCAGCAGAGGAAACCAACCACCAAACAACCACAGGCAGCAAAGAGUCGUCUCCGGUUCAUUUCGAUGGUGACUCCUCCCGUCUCAGCUUCUUAAAAAGGGAAUUGUCUGUGAACAUAAACAACCUGUUCAAGCUGGGUCAGGAGGGGAAGUACAGAGUGUACCACAACCAGUUCAGCACCAACGUCCUGGCUCUGAACAAACACCAGCACCGCGAGGACCACGACAAGAGGCGCCACCUGUCCCACAAGUUCAGCCUCACCACCACCUCCGAGUUCAAGUGGAACGGAUCCAUCUACGGGUCCCGGAGCCUGACCGUGUCCACGCUGCGCCUCACCAUCAUCCAGCUGGAGACCAGCGUCCCCGGGCCCUUCAUGCACCCCAACUGGGCCUCACACAGGACCAACUGGAACAAAGCAGUGCAGAUGUGCAGCAAGGCCAGGGAGUUCGCUCUGGCUCUGGCUAUACUGGAGUGUGCCAUCAAACCAGUGGUGAUGCUGCCGGUGUGGAAAGACUCUCUGGGACACACGAGGCUGCAUCGCAUGACCUCCAUGGAGCGGGAGGACAAGGAGAAGGUGAAGAAGCGAGAGAAGAAGCUGGAGGACGAGGAGACGUUGCAACAGGCCACCUGGGUGAAGUACACCAUCCCCAUCAAGCACCAGGUGUGGAAGCAGAAGGGUGAGGAGUACAGAGUGACGGGGUACGGUGGAUGGAGUUGGGUCAGUAAAACUCAUGUGCCGAGGUUCGUCCCAAAGCUGCCCGGCAACACAAACGUCAACUACCGCAAAGACCUGGAGGCUAAAAUGAGGAAGGAGAAUGCAGCAGCUUGCACGAAUAAGCAGAAAAAGCCGACUGAAACUGAGACGACUCAAAACACAUCGGAGGGCGUCAGUGAACCAGCGUCCAUCACUGCGUCAUCAGAGGACAAACCUCAGAUCUCCAAAGAGGAAGACAAACCUGCAGAGGAGGAGGGGUUAAAAACUGUAGAAGAGAAGCAGAAAGAAGAGGAGAAAAUGGAGGUCGACCCUUCCUCCCCUUCCUCGCAGCCUCUGAGGGAAGAACCGAUCCAGAAAGUUGAACCCAAGAAGGAAGACGCCGCCACAUCGAAGCUUUUUUCCGACGUUGUGAACGUCAGCGAAGGCUUCCAGCUGAGGACAGCUUACAAGAAGAAGGUGAAGCCCUCCAAACUGGACGGGCUUUUGGAGCGCCGGGUCAAACAGUUCACCCUGGAGGAGAAGCAGAGGCUGGAGCGAAUGAAGCAGGCGGCGCUUCUGGCAAAAAUAGCCGCCAUGAAGCCUGGAGUUAAGUCAGAGGGAUCGACGUUAGGGAAACAGCAGCCGGCCGUCACCCCGUGCGUCAAAAAAGAGAAGGAGGAAGGCGUUCCUGUGAAAGACAACGUGGUGAAGAAGCUCGACUUUGAGCAGGAGCAGAUCAAACCAGACGUGGAGGUCAAACAGACAGAGGUGAACGCCGUGCACAGAGAGGUGAACGGAGGACCGCCGCCGAGCACCGAGCCCAGCGGGAAAAACAACUGCAUAUCGGACGCAAUGGAGAAGAAGCCGGGAGAGAACGCUAAGAAACGUGGGUUCGAGGAGGUGGAGCAAGGCGGUGCACAGAGCAUGGAGGUGGAGCAAGUGCAGGUGAACGGGAAGACUGAGGGAGGCGUUCCUGCAGAAAACAACUCAGAACCGGCCCACAGCGAGCCUCAGAAAGAGCCCGUCAAGUCUCUGAUGAACGGGAACCUCGCGUCCGACGUCUGUCACCUGCCUCCUCUGAAGGUCCCGAAACUGGAGAACCACGUGGCGGACAAAGGAGACUCCUUGGCGUUGGAUAGCGAGCCUGCUAAGCCUCCAUCCUCCACCCCUUCUCUCCUGAAUAGUAAAAGUUCUGAAGGUUUGAAGACCACCACCACCACAGACGCCCCGAACACAGACCUGACAUCUCAAACAGGAAGUCCCGCAGUCUCCUCCCGGGCCGCCGUCCCACAGAAAACCAAACUUCCAACGUCCACUUGCAGCUCCAUGACGAUCAGUAAAGAGUACUCCACCAAAGGCCGGGUCAGCCUCCUGCGGUUCUACAAGUCCAGGAAGGCACGCUCGGGUACAGCACUGCCGUCCUACCGCAAGUUCGUCACCAAGAGCAGCAAGAAGAGCAUCUUCAUUCUGCCCAACGACGACCUGAAGAGGAUGGCGAGGAGAGCGGGCAUCAGGGAGGUGCCCAUCUUCAACUACAACGCCAAGCCCGCCCUGGAUAUCUGGCCCUACCCCUCGCCUCGACCCACCUUCGGGAUCACGUGGAGGUACCGUCUGCAGACAGUGCGCUCUCUGGCCGGGGUCAGUCUGAUGCUCCGGCUGCUGUGGAGCUGCCUCCGCUGGGACGACAUGGCCGUGAAGCCGUCUGCAGCUGUAGGGACGACUCGCAAGGAGACCACGGAGACGGACAUCACCACCACAGAGAUCAUCAAGCGUAGAGACGUGGGGCCGUACGGGAUCCGCUCGGAGUACUGCGUCAGGAAGAUCAUCUGUCCGCUCGGAAACAGAGACACCCCCAAAGAAACCCCCACUCCCCAGAGGAAGGGUCUUCGCUCCAGCGCCCUGAGACCGAAGAAGCAUGAACCAGCAAAGCCUACUGGUCCUGUGGCCGUGGAGACCUGGGUCCCUGAGGAGGAAAUGGAGCUGUGGGAGAUCAGGGCUUUCGCUGAGAGGCUGGAGAGGGAGAAGUCUCAGGGCAUCGACUCCUCUAAGAGCGGCAGCACCCUGAAGACGGCCGAGGAGGUCAAAGCUCAUCUGGAGAACCAGCUGAAACAGGCCAGACUGGCUGCACAGCAGAAGCGUCUGGAGCAGCAGAGACCAGGAACCCCUGCCACGCCUCCCUCUUCUUCCUCACCCUGCCCCUCCCCCAGCACCCCGGCGUCCACCAUCCACAGGCUGGGGGGUCAGGUGACCUCUGGGACGAAGAUGGUUCUCGCCACCAAGCUGGGCUCUCCGGUUUCCUUCCAGCAGGACAAGAACUUCCACCAGUCCUUCGCCUCCUGGGUGAAGCAGGGCCAGAACAACAGCAGCUCAGGUGUAGUCCAGCAGAAGGUCCUAGGUAUCUUCCCCUCCGGUCCCCCUGCUAACCUGAGGACCUACAGCACGUUACAUCCAACCACUGGAAACAUGAACCUCAGAGCCUCCAACACCACCACCCCCCCGCAGCAGACCGUCACAACAGUAGGCCAAAUCCAAUCCAGCACCACACCCACCCCGGCUACCUCUGUGGGCGCAGCGAUGGUCAGGUGUCCAGCGUUGACUCAACAAGGCCUGCCUCAGCAGACGACUACACAGACAGGUUCUGGUUCUACCCCCCUGCAGACGCCUCAGAGAGCCCCUGCACCAUCACCUCAUGCGGCCCCCCAGACCCCUGCAGCCACGCCCACGCCCAGCAGACCCCAGCAGGGUCAGGUGAAGCUCACCAUGGCUCAGCUCAUGCAGCUGACGCAGGGCGCUCAGGGGGGGAACCCAGGUCUGACGGUGGUGAUCCAGGGUCAGGGUCAGACCCAGGGUCAGCUGCAGAUCCUCCCCCAGGGGGUGACGGUCGUCCCCAGCCCGGGGCAGCAGCUCAUGCAGGCAGCCAUGCCCAACGGCCAGGUCCAGCGCUUCCUCUUCACCCCCGUUACCCCUUCGUCAUCCCCCUCCUCACCCACUACGACCCCUCAAAUGCCGACUCAAACCAGAGCCCCCGCACAAGUCCAGACUACCCCCUCCUCCCUGACACAAACAAAAAUGGUCGCCCCUCUUCCUGUCACGAUGCAAAUGCCGAGUUUGGCCCCCAUGCAGACCAAAGUGGCAGCACAAUCUCAGAUAUCCUCACCCACUUCCCUCCCACAUGUAAAACCCCCUGUUCCCUCCGCAGCGAUGACUCAAACCCCUACACAUGUCUCCAGCCUCACCCCGGGGGGUUUCCCUGCACAAACCCCUGUUUCACUUCCUGUCCUUGCACCUCAAAUCCAGACACAUGUGUUAAGCCCCGCCCCUUCUUUAGCCCCCACCUCAGUCAAAACCUCCCCCCAAAUGGCUGCAUCUACAAACUUGGUUCAGAUCCCAGCGUCCGCCUCCCUCCCCUCCCCCGUCAGAGUCCCGACCUCGGCUCUCGCCCCCGUCUCCUCCCCAGUGAUAGGUGUGGUCUCCACCCAGGUCUCUGUCCCCUCCCCGGGGAGAGCUCUGACUCAGAUCCAGGGCCCCCCUCACGUUCCUCUUCAUGCUGCUGUGGCCAACGCUGUCGUCACCCCCGUCACCGCCACCGCUACAACACCUUCAGUGCCAGCUCUGACGGAGCAGCGGGCGGCUCAGCACCAGGUCUGGACCACGACCUCAUCUCAAGCUCAGACCCCCCCCUCAGCCUCCCUACACUCCCCCAUCCCCUCCCUACCUCAGGGGUCCCCCCCAGGACUCCCUGCGGUGGUGUCAGUGCAGCAGGUGUCUCAGAUCCCGGUCUCAGCUGUGCAGGUCCACAUGGGCCUCCCGGUCUCCUCUGUAGUGACCACUGUCAGACCCUCACAGCCUCAGAUCCAGACUCCACACUCCCCCCAGCGCCAGGCCCAGAUCCGGGCCCAGAUCCAGGUCCAGCCGUUCGGCCAAGUGCAACACAUUCAGGCCCAAGCACAAGCCCAGAACCACGGCCAGGUCCGGGUUCAGUUCCAGCCUCAAACGCGAAACCAGCCUCAGGUCCAGUACCAGUCCCAGGUCCAAACCAGGGUCCAGCCUCAGUACCACCCACAGAUACAGGCCUCGUUUCAGCCCCAGGCUCAGCAGCAGGUCCAGACUCAGGCCCAGACCCAGCUCCAUCCCCAGGUUCAGGUCCAGUUCCAGCAACAGAGCCAGGUUCAGCCUCAGGCCCUGCAGCAACCCCAGGUCCAAACACAAGUCCAAACCCAGUUCCAGGUCCAGCAGCAGCAACCCCAGGUCCAAACUCAAGUACAAACCCAAUUCCAGGUCCAGACCCCGCAGCAGCAGAUUCAGAUCCAAGCCCAGCCCCAGGUCCAAGCCAAGCUCCAGGUCCAGUUCCAGUCUCAGAACCAAACCCAAGUCCAGGUCCAGUCCCCCAUCAGGCACCAGCUCAUCACGGUCCCGGGCCUCCAGCAGCCGGUGCAGCUCCUCUCCGCUCUGCCCCCCCACGUGGCGGCUCAGAUCGCCCAGAUCCAGGCCCAGCAGCAGGGCGGCGCCGUGCCGCAGCAGAUCAAGCUGCAGCUGCCCAUCCAGAUCCAGCAGGCGACGGGGGGGCAGAUCCAGACCCACCAGAUCCAGAACGUGGUGACCAUCCAGGCGCCGGCCAGCGUCCAGGAGCUGCAGAGGAUCCAGCAGAAACCAAAGAAGAAGAAGCAGCAGGAGGGGAAGAGGGAGCCGAAGGACCAGAACCUGCAAGCCGUCAGCCCGGGGGGGGAUGGGGUCCAGAAACAGGCGGCGGUGAAGCAGAACGCCUCGGCGGAGCAGCUGAAGCAGAAGAAGAGUCUCGCUGCGGCCGAGAGGGAGGAGAACCAGAGGAUGAUCGUGUGCAACCAGGUGAUGAAGUUCAUCCUGGACAAGAUCGAGAAGGACGAGAAGCAGGCGGCCAAGAAGAGGAAGAAGGAGGAGGUGGUGGAGCAGAAGCGCUCCAAACAGAAUGCCUCCAAGCUGACGGCGCUGCUGUACAAACACAAGGAGCAGCUGAAGUCCGAGAUCCUGAAGAAGAGGGCUCUGCUGGACAAGGACCUGCAGCUGCAAGUCCAGGAGGAGCUGAGGCGGGACAUCGCUCGCCUGCAGAAGGAGAAGGAGAAGGCCAGAGCGGCCAUCACUCAGGCGGCGGCGGCCACAGUGAAGGCCGCUGCCGCCGCCUCACACACUUCCUCACACUCCUCCCAUCACGCCUCACAUUCCUCCCACAGCGCACACACCUCGCCCACCUCCUCCUCCUCUUCGUCACACAAACGUAAGCGGGAGGAGGAGCGGGACAAAGACAGGAACCGGAUCAGGGACCGGCAUCACGACAAGGAGAAGAAACGGGAGCGGGAUAAAGAUCGGGAUAAGGAGCGGGAUAAAGAUCGGGAACGCUGUAGAGAUGAUAAAGAUAAAGACCGGGAAGGGGAGAGGGAGAGGGAGAAAGAGAGGGACAGACAUCGGGACAAAGAGAAGGACAAAGAGCCGGACAGAGACAAAGACAGAGACAAACACAAGAAGAAGAAGAAGCCCUCGUCCUCCUCCAAGGAUCACAAGAAGGAGCCCAAGCUGUACUGUGUCUGCAAGACGGCCUACGACGAGUCCAAGUUCUACAUCGGCUGCGACCUGUGCUCCAACUGGUUCCACGGGGCCUGUGUGGGCAUCACGGAGAAGGAGGCCAAGAAGCUGGAGGACUUUGUCUGUGACGACUGUAAACGCGGUCAGGAGGGGGGGAGCACCGAGGAACUGUACUGCAUCUGCCGGACCCCCUACGACGAGUCACAGUUCUACAUCGGCUGCGACCGCUGUCAGAACUGGUAUCACGGGCGCUGCGUGGGGAUCCUGCAGAGCGAGGCGACGCACAUCGACCUGUACGUCUGUCCGCAGUGUCAGUCCACCGAGGACGCCAUGACGGUCCUCACGCCGCUCACAGACAAGGACUACGAGGGGCUGAAGAGGAUCCUGCGCUCGCUACAGACUCAUAAAAUGGCGUGGCCUUUCCUGGACCCGGUGGACCCCCACGACGCUCCGGAUUAUUACCGCGUCAUCAAGGAGCCGAUGGACUUCUCCACGAUGGAAACCCGUCUGCAGAAGCGACACUACCACAAGCUCACGGAGUUUGUGGCGGACGUGACCAAAAUCUUCGACAACUGUCGCUACUACAACCCCAACGACACGCCCUUCUUCCAGUGUGCCGAGGUGCUGGAGGCCUUCUUCGUUCAGAAGCUCAAAGGCUUCAAAGCCAGCAGGUCUCAUAACAACAAGCUACAGUGUUCGACGGCCUCUUAGAAAAAGCAGCGCACAUUUCUCAAACAACAAAAAAAUGCACUUGCCAAGAAAAUGGCUUUUUUUCUGAACUGUGUGACGGGAGUGUCGUGCUGCGUUCAGGGUCCCCUUUGACGCUCUGAAAGGGACCUUUUUUUUGGACCUGUGUUCAUCAGUGGGACUGUACUGAGGAGCGUUUCAGAAGGCGGUUUACCUCGGAGAAAAGACUCUUUAAUCCAUGUUUAUUUUUUGGGAUCUCAGUCUUUUCUCAUUCUUUUUUUUCUUGUUUAACAAAAGGCCAUCCUUGUGGUCGACAUUUCCAAUGAGAAAUUUGAAUAUCGACGAACAAUAGCUGAGUUUUACUGAGCAUCAAGUGUCUAAAUUAGCAUUUUUCCCACUUUUUGUUUGGAAAGACGGUUGUACUGACACGUGGCCGCAGUAGGGCGCUUGGUUUUAAGUCUGUGACCUACUGAUCGAACAGUAAUAAGCUAUUGUAAAUGGAUCGACUGACUCAGAAGGAUGGCACGAUAAAUCUGAAGGUUUCUGCCCUGUUUGUAAAAAAUAAUGAUUAUAAUUGUCCAAUUUUCACCUGAUUUGUUUUUCUUUUUUUGUAUUACAUCUGAAGAAAUAUUGAUGUAUAUGGAACUUAAUAAAAUAUAAAACAUGGAUUUCUUCCUGGAUGUGUAAAAAUGUUUUUUAAACUUGAUUAUAAUAAUAAAAAAUGUAUGAAUUUGG
This is a messenger RNA of Eleginops maclovinus (Patagonian blennie), 9876 nucleotides long. RefSeq names its product nucleosome-remodeling factor subunit BPTF-like. NCBI's taxonomy places the organism in Eukaryota, Metazoa, Chordata, Actinopteri, Perciformes, Eleginopidae. Gene Ontology annotation, molecular function: RNA polymerase II cis-regulatory region sequence-specific DNA binding. Gene Ontology annotation, biological process: regulation of transcription by RNA polymerase II. The record is from RefSeq and is a predicted model, not a curated record. Gene Ontology annotation, cellular component: NURF complex.